AAGAAAAAAUUAAUACGUAUCAUCAGAAUAUUAUCACAAUUUGUUGAUGGCGAAAAUCUGUUUUUUUUGCGAAACAGGUUCAGCUUCCAAUAGUUUCACCGAUACCGCCACCGCCAGUUCAUACAACGAAACAUGCAAGUAAAUUCGAAUAUAUGCGUAUGUAUGUAUGUACUCUGCUAGCAAGAGAAAAACAGAAACAAACGUGACGCGUUUUUCAACACUGUAAAAUAUUCUCGGCGCAAAUUCUCGGUGCAAAUUCUUAGUGCUGGUAAACUGAGGCAGGAUAAAAAAAAAGGAUAAAUAAACAAGAACAGUGUAAAAUGGAUGGAAACUUAAAAGAUUUGGCUGUGGAAACGUACAACCGUGUGGUCACGGCAGAGCUACGCAUUAACGAACUGGUUCAGGAACGUUUAAGCUUUGGCGAUCCGCUGUGGCGCUUCUUCACCGUUUAUCUGGAGCCGGGAUUCCUCUUCAAUCUGCUAAUUCCCAUGUGCGGCAUCUACAGCCAGGCUCUGCUCACCCGGCUGCUCUUUGCGGUCGGACUGGCCAGCACGCUGAACUCCUUUUUCAAGUGGAUACUUCCCGAGCAGCGUCCUUUGUGGCUGCUCCGAGAGAUGUAUGCGAGCAGUGUGCGCUACCCCAGCCCCGUCGUCGCCCUGGAGAGCCAUCCGCUAAGCUGCGAAACGACUGCCGGCAUGCCCUGUGCCCAUUCCAUGUCCUUCACCGUGUUCACUCUUACCAUCUGGAUGUUCCUCUACGCUCAAUCCCGCCAGCGGUGGCUCAAAGGUACAGUGGUCCCCGGCUUGAUUUUCUGCAUGUGGCUAAGCCGCCUGUACUUGGCCACGGAGUUUCUGCACCAAUGUGUCCUGGGCACUUUCAUUGGCAUGCAGGCUAUGGACGCCCUGAACCAAAAUGCUGACUAUUUGUGGUCGAGGAGUCGUCGCUGGGCAGUGACUGGAGUUUUCCUGCUGGGUGGCCUUUCCGCCGCAGUGUAUUUCGUGAAGCUUAGCCUGGACGUCGAUCCGCAUUGGUCUGUGCGAGAGGCCUUCAAGUGGUGCCCGGAUCCUUCAUACAUGCGACACGAGGCAAGUCCCAUUUUCUAUCUGGUACGCGACCUGGGAAUUCUCAUGGGCAUGGCUCUGGCAUCGCCCCUCUCCGAACUGGACACAAAAAAUGCAUCAGUUUGGCGACGCUGCAUUGUCCUGGUUGUCCUGGAGCUGUUCAAUUUCGGAAUGCGCUGGGCCACGCCCAAGCAAAAUGGACGUUUCGCCUUCUUGGCCUACGAGCUGUUCAGAAAUGCUUUGCACUCUCUGUUACUGCUAAAGUACAUACCAAAGUUGAAGUAGUUUUUGGAUUCAUUUUAGAUUACACAAUCGUGUCGGGUAGGUAUGUAUUACUUAAGGGUAUACGAGUUUAUACUCGUAUGAUUAGCUGUGAAAGAAUGCUUCCAACUAAAGAUUACAUUAAGUAAGAGCAUCCCUAGAGGCUAUAUUGAAUACAAUCUUCUUGUAAAUAUUCUAUCCUUUUCUGUGGAUACAAAAUAGAAGAACUCACUAGAAAUAAACGAAAGCAAUAGCAAGUUAAGAAUAUUAAGAACUCGUCUAACCAACAAUUGAUAACUAC
Drosophila obscura is the source of this 1623-nucleotide messenger RNA. RefSeq names its product glucose-6-phosphatase 2 (gene G6P). Lineage: Eukaryota; Metazoa; Arthropoda; Insecta; Diptera; Drosophilidae. Gene Ontology annotation, cellular component: membrane. The transcript has 5 exons. Gene Ontology annotation, biological process: glucose 6-phosphate metabolic process; gluconeogenesis. Bases 321 to 1346 code for a protein of 341 amino acids. The record is from RefSeq and is a predicted model, not a curated record. Gene Ontology annotation, molecular function: glucose-6-phosphatase activity.